This is a messenger RNA of Fundulus heteroclitus (mummichog), 2433 nucleotides long. It is a transcript of the gene rhebl1, whose product is annotated as Ras homolog, mTORC1 binding like 1. The record is from RefSeq and is a predicted model, not a curated record. The transcript has 8 exons. Gene Ontology annotation, biological process: small GTPase-mediated signal transduction. The coding region runs from base 541 to 1095 and encodes 184 amino acids. Gene Ontology annotation, molecular function: GDP binding; GTPase activity; GTP binding. Gene Ontology annotation, cellular component: plasma membrane. NCBI's taxonomy places the organism in Eukaryota, Metazoa, Chordata, Actinopteri, Cyprinodontiformes, Fundulidae.
AUUUCAAAAAGGGAGCUCUUUGAUGUUGUUUGCAGUCAGUCUGGAAUUGUCUAAAAGGAGGACUAUCAGGAACUUACUGGGACGUCCAAAGAGUGACCUCUACUGUACAAAUAAGCCUGAAAGCCCGUUCGUGUCAUUUAUCUGACGCAUCGGCUGGUUUUACGACGGUGUGCUUACACAAUGGCAAUUUCCGCCAGUUCGACUUGCAGCUCGCGACCGCGUUGAACUCGCGGUGUUUUGUGUUUACAAUUUCGGUCCAAACGGCCGCUUUUCCGUUCAAACCGCGUGUAUAUGUCGACGCCCGCGUCAGAUAAGGAAGAAGACAGCUUUUUGGGAUAAGUGCGGUUUAUUUUUGGUUCGGUUGACGUGCGAAAAUCCAGCUUGAGGCCCAGCUCGGCGAGCUCGAGCGGGGCACAGCUCCGAAAAGUUUGUUGUUGUCACGUGACGCGGUACGAAUGUGGCGAUAAAAGUUUGUUUAUGUAGUGAAACUAGGCGGCAUAUUACCCUUUUCAGAACCUCUUCAACGCAGUUUUACCCACGAUGCCUCAACCAAAAUACAGAAAGAUCGCCGUUAUAGGUUACCGGUCCGUAGGGAAAUCAUCUCUCACGAUACAGUUUGUUGAAGGCCAGUUUGUCGACUCCUACGACCCCACUAUUGAAAACACGUUUAACAAAAUGGUCAACGUGAACGGUCAGGACUUCAAUCUGCAGCUAGUCGACACAGCUGGACAAGAUGAGUACUCUAUUUUUCCACAAUCCCACUCAAUGGACAUCCAUGGCUAUGUGCUCGUCUAUUCAGUGACUUCCAUGAAAAGUUUUGAAGUCGUGCAGGUUCUACAUGACAAGCUGCUAGACAUGGUUGGGAAGAUUCAGGUUCCAACCGUUCUUGUAGGAAACAAAAAAGAUCUUCACAUGGAAAGGGUUAUAAAACCAGAGGAGGGAAAAAAACUAGCUGAUUCCUGGGGAGCUGCUUUCAUGGAGUCCUCUGCCAAAGAAAACGAGACUGCCGUGGAGGUUUUCAAGCGAAUCAUUUUGGAGAUGGAAAAGGCUGACGGGAAUGCGCCUCAAGAGGAGAAGAAGUGUGCAGUGAUGUAAAGGUUUAUGCAGGACACAGUGAGCUGAUUUACUGAAGACAUUAGGCACAACUUCACCAGCUUGCUAACUGUGGCCUCAUCGAUGCCGAGAUGCAGCAGAGGAACGUUUGUUUGUUCUCCGCUGAGAAUUCAGAUUGAUUCACACAGCAAAGCAGCUCCCAACAAAUGUUACCAAGAUCCCACUAAAUGUAACCAUGGCAAGAAAUGUCUAGAAAAGCAUUAGCCUCUGGAAGAAGCACCUUCACUGUGUACUUUAACGUUCAAAUGCAUUCUGGGAAUAAUUGUUAUGUUUGAUUUUCAAGAACUGGUCCAUGAUUUCAGCAGGUCUUCUUGACAGUAAUGCAAUCACAGUUCACAUUGCUUUAAAUGUGGUCACAAAAGUGGAAUUCCUUCAGCACUCUGAUAUUCAGCAUAAGAAAUCUCACCGGGGUUUCUCAGUUCUCACUGUAAGUUUUAUCUUCUCAUCUUCAGGUACCUUUCUCCCAUGACACCAUACUCUCUUGUAUAUUAAAUAACUCCUAUUUCAAAGAUCUGCUUCGCAGAUGUCUGUAAUAUAAUUUCUCCCCGUUCAGUGUGAUCAAUAUGUUAAGGACAAGAUUUGUAGAAAAAUAGAUAUUUCCUAUUUUCAAGUUAUGCCAUUUAUAUACAGUAUAAAUAGACUCUUAGGAUGUGAUUUGGUACCAUUGGUAAUAUCUGGACCGAGGCAAGCUUUUGCUCUCUUCAUUUUUCUACAUAGAGUACAAUCUUAGAUGUUUUUUUUUUAUAAUUAAAAAGAUUAUGAAUUUUCGGUUUUUUGAGUUGCAUUUUAGUAUUACAAAAUACUAUUGAGGACAGAGUUAGUUUAGUAAUUUUUAAGUUGAUGACUUUAACGUGCUUGAUAAAACCCAACCUUAGUGCCUGUGGCCUUUCUGACAAAUGGCUACUGUCAACCACUUGAACUCUCUUCUAUUUUUUUUUUUUUUUAUUAUUACAAGACCCAUAGCCUAACAGAGAUCUAAUGUACAGUAGUUUCUUUCCCCUAAAAGCCUUGUGUUGUAGCUGUAGUGGAUACUUCUCACUUUAUAAAUUGCUUUGCAUAAAUAGUUAAAUGGUGGAUAACUGAUGAUAUUUGAGAAGAAGCUGGUGAUGCUGUGUCUUGUGCCUUACAGAUGUUCAAACUCCUUCAUCUGCUUCCUUUCCUCGACUCAAGGUGCUCUUAAGUUUCUUUUUUCCCCCUCUAUUGACUUGACACCAUAGGUGCAGGUGUUGUGCACCUUAACACCAGUAUUCCCCUGUGGGUCAACGGUAAUUCAGAAAUCUUGCUGUAAACUGUUUUGUAAAUAAACAAAUCUGUCACUUG